Messenger RNA from Miniopterus natalensis, 1534 nucleotides. RefSeq names its product nuclear transport factor 2 (gene NUTF2). The record is from RefSeq and is a predicted model, not a curated record. Lineage: Eukaryota; Metazoa; Chordata; Mammalia; Chiroptera; Miniopteridae. Gene Ontology annotation, biological process: nucleocytoplasmic transport.
UUAGGAAAGGUAGUGACUUGCAUCAACUCCUGCCACUGUUAAUGAUUGUCUGCCAAGGUUGAACCCACCUUCUCACUGCUUUGGUUCAGAGUCCUGUUAUCAGGAGAGGGGGGCUGGGCUCCUCCAAAGCGAGACAACUGCGGAACAACACAUGGGUCUACUGUCAUAGGAUACUGCAGUGAGAUGUGGACUUCCUUACUCUGGGGGGCCUAACAAAACCAGAGUGAAUCUCUCAUUUAACACCCUUGAGGUUGUGGUGUCUAUAGCUAGGAGUGCACUUCCCUUUUGCCUCAGAAAUUAGAGAGGGUCAGCCAUUCCCAACAGAGGGAGUGCUAAGGGAUAGGAGAUUUGAGGUGAUGAAAUGUUUUCCCCUCAUAGCCUCCAUUUCCCCUCCCCACAUCCCUCAUCUAUUACUUUGUGAUCCUCUGAACUUGUACUAGCUCUGAAGUGGGUAGAGGUCACCCCCAUCAAUGAAGAAAUGUCCCAGAAAGGACUAGGCAUUACCUGGCCUCAAAUAUGUAAACUGCUCCCUUAAGACUAAGGGGAAUCAUUUGCUGUUUUUGUGGCAAAUGGGGCCUAGAAGAGACUCCCCAUCUUCCUCCAUCUGCCAGUAAAGCACUGGGGCAGUGUUGAGGCACUGAGGGCUGAGUUUCAGCAGGACGAGGGAGCCUGAGUACUGUACCGGAAGACACUUUGCACACAGACAUCAGUAGUUGCUGGCCUGCAAGGUCUCAACAAGGCUGGGUGACGCUCCAGAAUGGGAGACAAGCCAAUUUGGGAGCAGAUUGGAUCCAGCUUCAUUCAGCAUUACUACCAGUUAUUUGAUAAUGACAGAACCCAACUAGGCGCAAUUUACAUUGACGCUUCAUGCCUUACGUGGGAAGGACAACAAUUCCAGGGGAAAGCUGCCAUUGUGGAGAAGUUGUCUAGCCUUCCGUUCCAGAAAAUCCAGCACAGCAUCACGGCGCAGGACCAUCAGCCCACGCCAGAUAGCUGCAUCAUCAGCAUGGUUGUGGGCCAGCUUAAGGCUGAUGAAGACCCCAUCAUGGGGUUCCACCAGAUGUUUCUAUUAAAGAACAUCAACGAUGCCUGGGUUUGCACCAAUGACAUGUUCAGGCUUGCCCUGCACAACUUCGGCUGACCUCUUCCCAGCCAGGCACUCAUGCUGUUUCCUCCUCCCUCCUCUUCCCAAUACUAUUCGCACUCCUCCAGAUGCUCCAAAUAUCAUACACAAAUGAUCAGGGCUGAAGUGGGAGUGGGCGCAGUGCACUGCUGCUGCCUAGGUAUUGUGCAUGAUGUUUGGACACUAGACUAGUUACAUCUGACAGGAGAAGUUUGUGUUGUACCAGCGCAUGCCUUGGAAAGACUUAAGUAAUGCAAAAGGUUUUCUUUUUUUUUUUUUAAUCUACUGACAAGUUGCUCUAGUAACCCAAAGAAGUGAAGGAGAAAGCAGCUGCCUCACCGCCCAGAUAUUGAUUUGUUCAGAUGUUUCAAUGCCUCAUGAUACAAUAAAACCACAAAAAUUUUCUUAACA